AUGUUGCAAGAACCUGAUGAGAUAGCCUUGAAAAGAAAGCGCUGCCGAGAACUUCUUCGAGCUUAUCAACAAGCUUUUAAGGACUUGGAGGAACUGCCAAUGGAAGCUGAGACAGUUGAAAGAGGAUACAGUUUGCCUGAAACAACUGGUUUACCUAAAAUUCAUGGAUUGCCAACAUCGUCCAUGUACUCUACCAGCAGUUCUGGAGACUAUUAUGCAGCUUCUCCAAAGUACUCCAAGUCAAAAAGGUCUUCACAUUCUGGGGAACUUCAAUCACCAAUGCAUGCUAUUCCAGAUUCCAAUGGAAGUGGAAGGCCAUUCACGUCAGGAUUUUAUCCCACGGUUGAUGGAUAA
This is a messenger RNA of Sphenostylis stenocarpa, 354 nucleotides long. The record is from the annotation of a GenBank genome assembly. Lineage: Eukaryota; Viridiplantae; Streptophyta; Magnoliopsida; Fabales; Fabaceae.